This is a messenger RNA of Piliocolobus tephrosceles (Ugandan red Colobus), 4123 nucleotides long. It is a transcript of the gene ITGAD, whose product is annotated as integrin subunit alpha D. Lineage: Eukaryota; Metazoa; Chordata; Mammalia; Primates; Cercopithecidae. Gene Ontology annotation, molecular function: integrin binding. The transcript has 31 exons. Gene Ontology annotation, biological process: cell-matrix adhesion; integrin-mediated signaling pathway; cell adhesion mediated by integrin. Gene Ontology annotation, cellular component: external side of plasma membrane; integrin complex. The coding region runs from base 173 to 3733 and encodes 1186 amino acids. The record is from RefSeq and is a predicted model, not a curated record.
GGCCCCUGCCCCCACUUCUGUUCCUUAAUUAGCCAGGGCCCUCCUACCCACUGUGCCCCUCCUCCUGCCGCGUGGAGGCCCUGAAUCAUUAUUUCAACUAACCCCUGGGAGGGUGAGCAUCUUCUGUGCUGUGUCCCCAACCUUCCACUUCCCCUCGACGCGCUGCUCAGGGAUGACCUUCGGCACCGUGCUGCUUCUGAGUGUCCUGGCUUCUUUUCAUGGAUUCAACCUGGAUGUGGAGGAGCCCACCAUCUUCCAGGAGGAUGCAGGCGGCUUUGGGCAGAGCGUGGUGCAGUUUGUUGGAUCUCGACUCGUGGUGGGAGCACCUCUGGAGGUGGUGGCGGCCAACCAGACGGGACGGCUGUAUGACUGCACAGCUGCCACCGGCGUGUGCCAGCCCAUCCCGCUGCACAUCCACCCCGAGGCCGUGAACAUGUCCUUGGGCCUGACCCUAGCAGCCUCCACCAACCGCUCCUGGCUCCUGGCCUGUGGCCCGACCCUGCACAGAGUCUGUGGGGAGAACUUGUACUCAAAGGGUUCCUGCCUCCUGCUGGGCUCGCACUGGGAGAUCAUCCAGACAGUCCCCGACGCCCUGCCAGACUGUCCACAUCAAGAGAUGGACAUCGUCUUCCUAAUCGAUGGCUCUGGAAGCAUUAACCAAAAUGACUUUAACCAGAUGAAGGGCUUUGUCCAAGCUGUCAUGGACCAGUUUGAGGGCACUGACACCCUGUUCGCACUGAUGCAGUACUCAAACCACCUGAAGAUCCACUUCACCUUCACCCAAUUCCGGACCAGCCGGAGCCAGCAGAGCCUGGUGGAUCCCAUCACCCAACUGAAAGGCCUGACGUUCACAGCCACGGGCAUCCUGCAAGUGGUGACACAACUAUUUCAUCAUAAGAAUGGGGCCCGCAAAAGUGCCAAGAAGAUCCUCAUUGUCAUCACAGAUGGGCAGAAAUACAAAGACCCCCUGGAAUACAGAGAUGUCAUCCCCCAGGCAGAGAAGGCUGGCAUCAUUCGCUACGCUAUCGGGGUGGGACACGCUUUCCAGGAACCCACCGCCAGGCAGGAGCUGAACACCAUCGGCUCAGCGCCUCCACAGGACCACGUGUUCAAGGUGGACAACUUUGCAGCCCUUGGCAGCAUCCAGAAGCAGCUGCAGAAGAAGAUCUAUGCAGUUGAGGGAACCCAGUCCAGGGCAAGCAGCUCCUUCCAGCAUGAGAUGUCCCAAGAAGGCUUCAGCGCAGCCCUCACAAUGGAUGGCCUCGUCCUGGGGGCUGUGGGGAGCUUUAGCUGGUCUGGAGGUGCCUUCCUGUAUUCCCCAAAUAUGAGCCCCACCUUCAUCAACAUGUCUCAGGAGAAUGUGGACAUGAGGGACUCUUACCUCGGUUACUCCACUGAGCUCGCCCUAUGGAAGGGGGUGCAGAGCCUGGUCCUGGGGGCCCCCCGCUACCAGCACACCGGGAAGGCUGCCAUCUUCACCCAGGUGUCCGGGCAAUGGAGGCUGAAGGCCGAAGUCACGGGGACGCAGAUCGGCUCCUACUUCGGGGCCUCCCUCUGCUCUGUGGAUGUGGAUGGCGACGGCAGCACUGACCUGAUCCUCAUCGGGGCCCCCCAUUACUACGAGCAGACCCGAGGGGGUCAGGUGUCCGUGUGUCCCUUGCCCAGGGGGCAGAGGGUGCAGUGGCAGUGUGAAGCUGUUCUCUACGGGGAGCACGGCCACCCCUGGGGCCGCUUUGGGGCAGCCCUGACAGUGCUGGGGGACGUGAAUGGGGACAAGCUGUCGGAUGUGGCCAUUGGGGCCCCGGGAGAGCAGGAGAACCGGGGUGCUGUCUACCUGUUUCACGGAGCCUCAGAAUCCAGCAUCAGCCCCUCCCACAGCCAGCGGAUCGCCGGCUCCCAACUCUCCCCUAGGCUGCAGUAUUUUGGGCAGGCGCUGAGCGGGGGUCAGGACCUCACCCAGGACGGACUGAUGGACCUGGCCGUGGGGGCCCGGGGCCAGGUGCUCUUGCUCAGGAGUCUGCCAGUGCUGAAAGUGGGGGUGACCAUGAGAUUCAGCCCCGGAGAGGUGGCCAAGGCUGUGUACUGGUGCUGGGAAGAGGGGCCCAGUGCCCUGGAAGCUGGGGACGCCACCAUCUGUCUCACCAUCCAGAAAAGCUCACUGGACCAACUAGGUGACAUCCAAAGCUCUGUCAGGUUUGAUCUGGCACUGGACCCAGGCCGUCUGACUUCUCGUGCCAUUUUCGAUGAAACCAAGAACCCGACUUUGACUCGAAGAAAAACCCUGGGACUGGGGGUUCACUGUGAAACACUGAAGCUGCUUUUGAAAGAUUGUGUGGAGGACGUGGUGAGCCCCAUCAUUCUGCACCUCAACUUCUCGCUGGUGAGAGAGCCCAUCCCCUCCCCACACAACCUGCACCCUGUGCUGGCCAUGGGCUCACAAGACCUCUUCACUGCUUCUCUCCCCUUUGAGAAGAACUGUGGGCAAGACGGCCUCUGUGAAGGGGACCUGGGUGUCACCCUCAGCUUCUCAGGCCUGAAGAUUCUGACCGUGGGGAGCUCCCUGGAGCUCAAUGUGAUUGUGACUGUGUGGAAUGCGGGCGAGGAUUCCUACGGAACUGUGGUCAGCCUCUACUACCCUGCAGGGCUGUCCCACCGACGGGUGUUGGGAGCCCAGCAGCCCCAUCAGCGUGCCCUGCGCCUGGCAUGUGAGACAGCGCCCACUGAGGACGAGGGCCUGAGGAGCAGCCGCUGCAGCGUCAACCACCCCAUCUUCCAUGAGGGCUCUAACGGCACCUUCAUAGUCACAUUCGAUGUCUCCUCCAAGGCCACCCUGGGAGACAGGAUGCUUAUGAGGGCCAGUGCAAGCAGCGAGAACAAUAAGGCUUCAAGCAGCAAGGCCACCUUCCAGCUGGAGCUCCCGGUGAAGUAUGCAGUCUACACUGUGAUCAGCAGGGAAAUACUUACAAUAAGAGCUUACAGCUAUAUGUACCCAUGUCAGGCAUCGUUGUAUGCUGCUGUUGUUUUAAGGCAGGAAGGAUCCACCAAGUACUUCAACUUUGCAACCUCUGAUGAGAAGAAAAUGAAGGAGGCUGAGCAUCGAUACCGCGUGAAUAACCUCAGCCAGCGAGAUCUGUCCAUCAGCAUUAACUUCUGGGUUCCUGUCCUGCUGAACGGGGUGGCCGUGUGGGACGUGGUCGUGGAGGCCCCAUCCCAGAGUCUCCCCUGUGUAUCAGAGAGAAAACCUCCCCAGCAUUCUGACUUCCUGACCCAGAUUUCAAGAAGUCCCGUGCUGGACUGCUCCAUUGCUGGCUGCCUGCGGUUCCGCUGUGACAUCCCCUCCUUCAGCGUCCAGGAGGAGCUGGAUUUCACCCUGAAGGGCAACCUCAGUUUUGGCUGGGUCCGCCAGACAUCGCAGAAGAAGGUGUCGGUCAUGAGUGUGGCUGAAAUUACGUUCGACACAUCCGUGUACUCCCAGCUUCUAGGACAGGAGGCAUUUAUGAGAGCUCAGAUGGAGAUGGUGCUAGAAGAAUACGAGGUCUACAACGCCAUUCCCAUCAUCAUGGGCAGCUCUGUGGGGGCUCUGCUACUGCUGGCGCUCAUCACAGCCACAUUGUACAAGCUUGGCUUCUUCAAACGCCACUACAAGGAAAUGCUGGAGAACAAGUCUGAAGACACUGCCACAUUCAGCGGGGAAGGUUUCAGCUGUGGGGCCCCAAAUAUGCCUUUGUCCUAAUAAUCCACUUUCCUGUUUAUCUCUACCCCCGUGGGCUGGUCUUGCUUGCAACCAUAAAUCAACUUACAUGGAAACAACUUCUGCAUAGAUCUGCACUGGCCUGAGCAACCUACCAGGUCCUAAGCACCUUCCAAUAGAGGUAGAGAUUGUAAUAUUUUUACAUAUCUGUCUGCCUUUUUUAGUGAUGACCCACUUUUUACAGAAACAGGCAUGGUGCCAGCAUAAAUUUUCAUGUGCAUAAGAACUGUCACACGAAACAAGGAUGUUUAUAGCACAUUUUCCUUGCAUGGAAGAGCUAUAACCCAGGGACCUGAGUGCCUCUCUGGCAAUAGUUGGGGGAACCUGUUUGUGGGCAUUGAAAAAGUUUUCUCACUUUCUAUGGUGAUGGGA